This is a messenger RNA of Drosophila willistoni, 1006 nucleotides long. RefSeq lists its product as uncharacterized. Gene Ontology annotation, biological process: positive regulation of voltage-gated potassium channel activity; regulation of synaptic transmission, cholinergic; sleep. NCBI's taxonomy places the organism in Eukaryota, Metazoa, Arthropoda, Insecta, Diptera, Drosophilidae. The record is from RefSeq and is a predicted model, not a curated record. The transcript is spliced from 3 exons. Bases 183 to 662 code for a protein of 159 amino acids.
CUUUGUCAACGCGUCGCAUGCGUGGAACGGCAAGUCAAAGUAUAAAACGAAUAUUUCGAAAAAAACCCUACAAAUUGUGUUUUCUAGAAAAGUGCCUUAACUGAGUGUUACAAGUGAAAUUGUUUGAAACAAGAAAUAAAGUACAAAAACCGUAGAGUUUAAAAGUCUACUUAAAGUUCACCAUGUCACCCUUAAGCUGUUCAACAGGCGGCAAUUUGCUGCUGGUUCUAUUUAGCCUUCUGAUGUGCUUCAAUGCAGCCAAUGGAGUCUUACGUUGCUGGCGCUGUUCCACAGAUGUGUCGAAUGGUGAAUUCUGUAAUGAUCCCUUUCAGCCGGAUACCAUAUCGGAGCAACAACGCUACUGGAGCUAUGUGAAUUGUACUUACUCGGUGGGCGUCAAGUCGGUGAAUGCUCGACCCGUGUGCAAGAAACUUGUGCAGGAAGUCUAUGGCAAGCGAGUUAUUUCGCGGUCCUGUUUCUAUGAGGAUGUCGACGAUCCGGCGGACAAAUGUGCCAUGGACACAACAUCUUCGUACAUUAAGACAGUGUAUUGUCGUACUUGCACCACAGACGGUUGCAAUGGUGCUAAGGGAUUUGCCCCUUUAAUGGGUCUUCUAGUGUUGCCCCUGUUAGCUGCACUGAGGCAGCUGCUAUGCAAAUGAGUCCAAGAUGCUUCAAUGAAAGAGACUUAAUUACACCGAAUUCCAACUAAAAUGGGAACAAAGCAACAACAAAAACAACAACAUCAACAACAACAACAACAAGAGCAACAGUAAACAUUUUUUGCAAUUUAAACCUAUUUCUAUAAUUGAAAUGAAACUUAUUUGCCUCACAUAGUGCACAAAGUCACCGAAAAUAUAAAGAAAAAAAUUCUAUAAGCAAAUGCAAAAAUGCAUCUCCACACCAAAAAAAAAAAAAAAAACAAAAUGUAAAUCACACAUUAUAAACAAUCAGUGAAUUGAAACACACAAUUUUUCACAAAACAAAACACACUCACACACACAUA